AUAUUUUUAUUAACUUAUAAAAGCCUAUCCUGAGUCAAAAAUGAGUAAUGAUAAAUGUGACGAAAAAUUCUCUAAAGAUGUGAACUCUUUCGGCGAUAGACCUUGUGGUUGCAAAGGCAUUCGGACGUGUCUCAUUUGUGAAAAUCUAACUGUGAAGAGGAGCAAUUUCAUCAAAAAUGCAAACCAACAAACUAAGAUUGUUUAUACUUAUUGUUCUCAAUGUGGGUCUAAAGCUUGGUUAAAGGAUGAUCUUCAAACACAUCUUGAUGAUGAAUCAUACCAUCUCCAACACAGCUCAAUGGAAACUUCUAUUACUGGCAGUUUUGAGUUUUCUACUAAAAGUAAUCAACUGCCAAAAUUUAUUCCUAUUCAAGGCAUAACUGUUAUUAAAAAUGUUAUUGGUGAAGAUGAGGAGAAGUUAAUUGUGUCUCUGAUUGAUGAUCCUGCCACACCAUCACCUUGGGUAUCUUCUCAAUCUGGCCGUCGUAAACAAGAUUAUGGGCCUAAAGUUAAUUUUCGUAAACAAAAAGUUAAAUUGAACGGGUUUAAUGGACUGCCUGAUUAUGGUCAUAAAUUAUUUCGUCAUGUCCAAAAAUCUGCCAAGGUUUUAGAAAAUUUUAUUCCCGUUGAACUUUGUAAUUUGGAGUAUGUUCCUGAAAGGGGCUCAGCAAUUGAUCCGCACUUGGAUGAUGAUUGGCUUUGGGGAGAAAGAUUAGUUACAGUAAAUUUGAUCUCAGAAACACGACUAACAUUAAGUCCAGUUGAAUGCUCACACAAAGAUAUUGAUGAACAGAGUGAUUAUGAUGAAAAUAACUUUGAUCAUUCUAAUUAUAAUGUUGAAAUUGAAAUAUCUUUACCUGCAAGAAGUUUACUGGUUCUCUAUGGUGAUGCUAGAUAUAAAUGGUAUCAUGCAAUUAAACGAGAACACAUAAUUUCACGGAGAAUUGGGAUCACUAUUAGAGAAUUAACGCCGAUUUUUCUGCCAGAAGGUCAACUUUAUCAAUCUAUCGGGAAACAAAUUUUAUCCAUAGCAAGUGAAGAGCUUUCCUGUAAAUUAAAUAACUCUGAAAGUCAUAUUCGCUGUGGAAUCCGAGAUGGAAUUGAAAUGCAAACUAAAUCAACUGAUUGAAAAGAGGAGAAAUACAUUUAAAUAGAGCAAAAAAGAGAAAAAGAAAAGGUUAUUAAUUUCAACAAUGGUCGAAACAUUAAAAUGGUGACAACUGUAUUCAAGAAAUUAAAGCUAAUCAGCCAUCAAGAUCUAGUUAAACAAAUUGUUCCAUUAUAAAAAUUAUACAGAUCUUGAUAGCUGAUGAUAUCAUUUUCAACUUUUUUAGAGUAUACAAAUUGUAUUUAACUAAUUUGAAAAUAAAUUUGCUUGGAUAGCAGAUGAAAAGAUA
Messenger RNA from Tetranychus urticae (two-spotted spider mite), 1397 nucleotides. RefSeq names its product alpha-ketoglutarate-dependent dioxygenase alkB homolog 4. Gene Ontology annotation, molecular function: oxidoreductase activity; demethylase activity. Lineage: Eukaryota; Metazoa; Arthropoda; Arachnida; Trombidiformes; Tetranychidae. The record is from RefSeq and is a predicted model, not a curated record. Gene Ontology annotation, biological process: demethylation.